Molecule: messenger RNA, 1083 nt
Organism: Protopolystoma xenopodis
Lineage: Eukaryota; Metazoa; Platyhelminthes; Monogenea; Polystomatidea; Polystomatidae
Source: the annotation of a GenBank genome assembly
AUGACAGAGGACGCAGGACCAGGCCAAACAAUUUAUCAGCAACAUGCACACGCCCAAUUGCAAGCCAGUCAAGCUGCAGCGGCAGCUGCUGCGGCGGCGGCCAACCCUCAGCAACACUUACUCGCUCAGGCUCAUUCCGGCACCACUCAGCAGAUAGUCUUCGCCCAACCGAGUAGUCAACAGGCUCAAAUGGCUGCGGCCACCGCCGGUGCGGCUUAUCCCCAACAUGUCUAUCUGGCCUCUACAGGCACAGCCGGCGGGGCUCCCUCCUAUCAGCUGCUACCAGUCGGAUGCGCCACAGGACAGAAUUUCACCAGUCUUCUGCUCUCCGACCAGUCACAGAAGACCGUCGCCGCGGCUGGUCUCAACGUCGGUUUGCACGGGCAACAGCAGCACCUUGUCAUGCAAUCACAGCACGCUCUUCAACAGCAGCAGCAGCAACAACAACAACAGCAACAGCAGCAGCAACAACAACAACAGCAGCAACAACAACAACAGGCACAAUCAGGACAGUCGCAGCAGAUGCAAGCCAACGGACAAGCCGGAACACUCACACACUACUUGUCGGCGCCGGCGGCCACCGUCAGUCCUUCCGGCCAGUCGGGUGUAGCCAACGCGGCAACCUUCUUUCAAUCUGCCCCCGGCGGGGCUGCCCAAUACGCUUCGGCUGGCCUCGCGCGGGGUCUAACCUUACAACAACAACAACAACAACAGCAACAACAACAACAGCAGCAACAACAACAGCACGCACAGCAGCAACAGCAACAACAACAAGAAGCCGCUUUCCACGCUCAGGGUCAGGCUCAGGCCAAUGCGGCCGGCGCGACCACGCAGUAUAUAACACUGGCCAACGGACAACAGCUAAAAGUGAUGACUCUUGGCCCUGCCAACGGUCAGCAGCAAGCUCAGCAACAGCAGCUGGUGCAACCAGUUACGCCCGGCCAGGUUGCAGGCGCUCCCGGACAAAUCACGAUCACCGCUGCUUCAAGUGGUCACGCAGCACAGGCCAUGGCGACUGUUCCCGGUGCUGCGGUCGGCAUGGCGACUAUGGCGCCCGGACAGCAGCAGGUCGGUCUCCGCUGA